AACUCCUUCCUCACCUCUAAUUUCCUUCUCUUUCUCCUCUCUCUCAGCUCGACAGAGAGAGAAAACCAGAGAAGAGAAAAUUAUCCAAAAGAAAUUUCUCGAAAAUGUCUCAUUCAGUGUUCCAAGCAGUUCAAAUCAUGCCUAUGCAUACUCAGACUUCCAAAAGCUUGCCGUCGUCUUCGUUCCUGAAGCCGUUAUUGCCGCCCGCGGCGCCGGUGGUGGCCGGAAAGCUCAGGAAAUCCUGUUUGAUUAAGGCUUCGUCCGCCGUGGUUGACGGCGAUGGCAUUGCAGCUCUGGAGCGCUGCUUUCAGGCGUCGCCGUCGCUGGAUUCUCCGUCCUCGUCAUCGUCGACAGGCUCGCCGGCCAUGUACGCGCCGGUUAUGAAGGGAGGGAAAUACGGCUCCCUCGGUGCAGUUACUUUGGAGAAAUCGAAGCUUGAUAUGUCGCAGAAACAAACCAAGUCCAGCCCUGAGCUUGCAACUGGAGGAGGAGGUGGAGAUAUUGGAAAGAAUAUUUUUCAUGGUGGUGGUGAUGGGGGUGAUGAUGAUGGAGAUGACGAUGAUUACAUGGAUGAUUUUGAUGAUGAUGAUGAGGGAGGUGAAGGCGGACUCUUUAGGAGACGAAUGAUUCUUCAAGAGCUUUUUGACCGAAAAUUUGUUGAUGCGGUGCUGAAUGAGUGGCAGAGGACCAUGAUGGAUUUACCUGCUGGACUUAGGCAAGCAUAUGAGAUGGGCCUUGUCAGCUCUGCACAAAUGGUGAAAUUUUUGGCUAUAAAUGCCAGGCCUACUACAGCUAGGUUCAUUUCUCGCUCACUUCCUCAAGGACUAUCAAGGGGGUUCAUUGGCAGGAUGAUUGCAGAUCCUGCAUUCUUGUACAAGCUUCUUCUUGAGCAAGCAGCCACAAUUGGGUGCUCGGUUUGGUGGGAGGUGAAAAACCGCAAAGAGAGGAUAAAGAAAGAAUGGGAUCUUGCCCUAGUUAAUGUGCUCACUGUAACAGCCUGCAAUGCUAUUGUUGUGUGGUCACUUGCUCCUUGUCGUUCAUAUGGAAGUACUUUCCGCUUUGAUCUGGAAAACACGUUGCAAAAGCUUCCGAAUAAUAUCUUUGAAAAGAGUUAUCCACUAAGAGAAUUUGAUUUACAGAAGAGACUCCAAUCAUUCUUUUACAAGGCUGCAAAGUUGUGUAUGGUUGGAUUAACUGCAGGAGCUGCACAAGGUGCAAUAUCAAAUUUUGCUGCCAGUAAAAAAGAGGGAAGAUUAUCUGUGAGUAUUCCAUCGGUGAGUACCAAUGCACUUGGUUAUGGGGCCUUCCUUGGUCUAUAUGCAAACCUGCGUUAUCAGUUGUUGUGUGGCUUUGAUCGAGCUAUGAUAGGCUACUUUGAUGUUAUCGGAGUUGCUCUCUUCUUUGGAACUGCCCUGAGGGUUUUGAAUGUUCAAGUAGGAGAGUCAUCAAGGCUGGCUUGGCUUGGUGUUGAGGCCGAUCCUCUAGCUCAUUCGGAUGAUCUCUUGAAGGCGGCUUACAAUAGACCAUCCCAGGGCAGUGAUCACCUUUCUUCAAACUGGUUUAUAUCCAAGAACAACAUUGUUUCAGGGCUCGGGCUUCUCGGGAUCAAACAGGGUGAAAGUGACUCGACCAGAGAGGGCGAAGCAGCACCUCCAAAGACCAGGAGAAAAAGAAUAGUUAAGAAAAAAGUGACAACUAGCCGAACAUAGUUAGCAGCUACUACGCAGUAUAGCUGAUCAGCUGUUCAGUUUUUCUCACCUGAUAAAUCGUAUGAGGAUUCGUUGCUUGAUGAUCACCCAGAAGAGAAUACCCGAAAUUCCUUUGACGAAAUGAUCCAACAAUAACUGGGAUGAUCAACUGUAACUAUAUGUGGAGAGCUUUUCAUUCUUUUAUUUACCUAAAAAUUUUCCUCAUUUCUUGUUCUGUCCUAUUAUGAGUUCUAAUGAAGUGAGAUUUUAGAUGAACUGUCAGACCAUUCUGAUUAAAGAAGUCUCUUUGGCCAGCUUUCUUCCUUGGUGAACCUGUUCAUCUUAAACUGUUCUCUGAGGAUCAUUGAUAAACAACAUGUGUUUGCAGUUC
Messenger RNA from Ipomoea triloba (trilobed morning glory), 2079 nucleotides. RefSeq names its product protein RETICULATA-RELATED 1, chloroplastic-like. The coding region runs from base 105 to 1709 and encodes 534 amino acids. The record is from RefSeq and is a predicted model, not a curated record. Gene Ontology annotation, cellular component: chloroplast inner membrane. Lineage: Eukaryota; Viridiplantae; Streptophyta; Magnoliopsida; Solanales; Convolvulaceae. The transcript is spliced from 8 exons. Gene Ontology annotation, biological process: plant organ development.